Molecule: messenger RNA, 1375 nt
Organism: Helianthus annuus (common sunflower)
Lineage: Eukaryota; Viridiplantae; Streptophyta; Magnoliopsida; Asterales; Asteraceae
Exons: 3
Coding region: 104-988 (294 amino acids)
Source: RefSeq, a predicted model, not a curated record
CCAAAAAUGAUUCCAACUGGAGAAACCAGUUCUUCUAUGUAAAGAGGGACUCUAUCCCGAAUGGGAAUGACCUCCCCAAAAAGUGGAUCACCCAGGGUAGGAUAUGGGAUCCUUGGACCAGGACCAGAGUAGGAUUCUUUUUCUGUCAAGGAUAACUGAUCCUUCUUUCUGUUUUUGUUGUGCAGCUAUCUCAGUCUCUCACAUCCAAGAGUCUCCUGUUACAAAAGAAAGGAUUGCUGCUUUUUGGAAGCUUGAUCCUGCCAUUAGAACAUUUCAAGGCAAAACAAAGGAUUCUCAAGAAAUCUCCUCCGGUUCCUACACAAUGUCAAGCACUGGAAAAUCCUCAAAGUAUGCUUCCAGGUUCAGUGUAAGUGAUCUUAAUGAAUACGCCACCUCAAGGUCUCUCAAGAAGGAGCUGGUUGCAAGCCCAAGCAUCCCGAAUCCUAAGAGCAUGAGCACAAGGAGCAAGGGUGCCAAAAAGAGAAAGACCGCUGAGCCCACUGAAGGCCUCCCUCUCAUUCAACAUCAGUUUGAGGAAUACGUCUCCGAGAAAUUUGCUGAGAUCCAGAUGCUCCUUGAUCAACACCUAGCAGAAGCUAAGCAGAAAAACUUGGACUUCCAGCAUAUGUUCCUUGCUAAAGACAAGAAGAUUUCUUCCUUUGAAAAGGAUAUCAACCUGCUGCAGAAGGAACUGGUCCUGACUCAGAUCACAGCUCAGCAGGAGAAGGCAAAGGUCAUGGAAGGGGCUAAGCACUCUGCUACGGUUGCCAUGCUGAAGAUCAAGCUGCAAAUGGCUAAGGAGGCUGAGGAUCCUGUCCUUGACAGAGCUGAAUGGGACCAAGAGGGUUGGAAGCAAAGGCUAGCCGAGCUGGAUGAAGAGGAGGAAACUGAGGAGGUCUUGGCACUCGAAGCCGGCAGCAGUGGGGUUAUGGAUCCUGAGGUGGCAGCUGGUGGUGAUGGUGAGAAGGUUAAGGCAGUGAAGGUUUAGGCUACAGCAAUGUGCGAUGAUGGAUAUAUCUAGGCGCGGCCGGGGCCCAUUUUUUAUGGUUUAGUGGUUUUUUGGUGAUGUUUUGAUGCUGAACAAUUAUGGUCUGUAAUAACUAAACAGUAGUAUUUAGGUUUAAGGAUCAAUGAUCCUUGGAACAAUAGGUAGGAUGAUAGUUGGUGGAGGAUCCUCUGUUUGGGGGGAUGAAGCCACUAUUACUCUGCUAUCUUUACUUUCCUGCACUUUAAGACUUGUUAAUAUGGACACCCUUUACCUACCCCAGCGGGCGGGCCACGUAUUGCUGGUAGAUGCUCAGGGUAGGUAAUUUUGACAACCUUUAAAGGGUUUUAGCUUUGGAUAAAUAAAUAAAACUUUAACCUUUCGACUAUC